AUGGCGGGCUCGGCGGUGCUCAAGGGGACUCCUGGGGGGUUGGGCCCCGCGGAGCCCGAAGACGCGCGCGGCGGGCCCUGCUCAGAGCACGGCGACCGCGUGGUUGAGCUCUUCUGCCGCCGCUGCCGCCGCUGCGUGUGCGCGCUCUGCCCGGUGCUGGGCACCCACCGCGGCCACCCGGUCGGCCUGGCUCUGGAUGAGGCGGCGCGCGUGCAGAAAUUCACCCAAGAGUGUUUAAAGCAUUUGGCGACCAAGAAGCAGCAGCAAGUUGACAACAUAACCCAGAUAGAAGAUGCUGCUGAGAAGCUCAAGGCUCAUGCAGAGUCAAGUAAAACCUGGCUGACCGGGAAAUUUACUGAACUCAGAUUACUACUUGAAGAAGAGGAAGCUCUGGCCAAGAAAUUCAUUGAUAAAAACACACAGCUUGCCCUGCAGGCGUACACGGAGCAAAUCAAGUCCUGUGGGGAACAAAUUGAUGUCAUGAACACUCUGUCCAGCAGGGUCUGGACGAUCAGCCAAGAAACUAAUCCCGCACAGCUGCUGCAGGAGUACACGGCCGCUGAGCAGCAGGUACAGCAGCAGAUGAGCCUGGGGGAGCUGUGCCACCCCGUGCCCCACUCUUUCGAGCCUGUCAAGAGCUUCUUUAAGGGCCUCGUGGAAGCCAUGCAGAGCCUGCUGCAGACGCCGCUGGAUGUCCGCCUUAAGGAGAGUAGGAACUGUCAGCUCUCGGGCUCCUCCUGCAUACAGCCAGGUUCCUUGUUGAAAACAAGCCCUUCACCAGAGCGAUCACUCUUCUUAAAAUACGCGCGCACGCCCUGUCUGGAUCCGGACACGAUGCACGCGCGCUUGCGCCUUUCUUCUGACCUCCUGACGGUGCGCUGCGGACUCCUCGGCCGCCUGGGACCCACUCCCGCGCUGCGUUUCGACGCGCUGUGGCAGGUGCUGGGCCGCGACUGCUUCGCCGCCGGCCGCCACUACUGGGAAGUGGACGUGCAGGAGGCGGGCGUCGGCUGGUGGGUGGGCGCGGCCUACGGCUCCCUGCGGCGCCGCGGGGCCUCGGACGCCGCCCGCCUGGGCUGCAACCGGCAGUCCUGGUGCCUCAAACGCUAUGACCUCGAGUACUGGGCCUUUCACGACGGCCAGCGCAGCCGCCUGCGGCCCCGCCACGACCCUGAUCGACUCGGCGUCUUCCUGGAUUACGAGGCCGGCGUCCUGGCCUUCUACGAUGUGACGGGCGGCAUGAGCCACCUACACACCUUCCGGGCCGCCUUCCAGGAGCCGCUCUACCCGGCCCUGCGGCUCUGGGAAGGGGCCAUCAGCAUCUCCCGGCUGCCCUAG
Rangifer tarandus platyrhynchus (Svalbard reindeer) is the source of this 1338-nucleotide messenger RNA. NCBI's taxonomy places the organism in Eukaryota, Metazoa, Chordata, Mammalia, Artiodactyla, Cervidae. The record is from the annotation of a GenBank genome assembly.